ACUCUUCUUGUUUAUCCAACGAACUCCUAGAUGAAAAGUUUCCUAUAGUUUCCAGCACAUUCAGUUGCUUUUCAUCCUAUAAAAAACCCAUCUCUUUAGUUCUUAAUAUAGUGUUCUGCAAUAUCUUUUGUAGAUCUACCCCCUGUAAGAGCCUAAUAAAAAUGAUGUCACAUUUUAUAACUUUUCUUUUGUCACUGACAGUCCUGACACUGCUCACGUAUUCCGCCUCGUCCGAAAACGGUGAUGAUUACGUUCAAGAUGCUUGCAGUGUUACACGAUACCGCAAUCUCUGCAUCCGCUCUCUAUCACCGUUUUCAACUACAGCAAAGCGCAACCCUACUACAUGGGCACGAGCCGGGGUGUCAGUGACCAUUAGCGAAGCCAAGAGAGUCGCUAGUCAUCUCGUGAAGUUGAGUUCCUCUGGAGGAAGAUAUAAAGGUGCCCUUCAGGACUGCGUCGAGGUUUUUCAAGAUUCACUUGACAAUCUUCAUAAAUCACUGUAUGUACUGAGAGAACUGAAUGGUCAGACAUUCACUUCGCAAAUGAGCGAUGUGACGACAUGGAUGAGUGCUGCUCUUACUGAUGAAGACACCUGCUUGGAUGGAUUUAGCGGGCACAAGGGAAGGCAGAUCAAGUCGUUGCAGAAUCGAAUCAGAAAUGUUAGUUAUAUCACUAGCAAUGCCUUGGCUCUUGUUAAUAAACUCGCAACAACAGGUGUAUCAGAUCCUUAGAAGUAUAUGAUUAAUUACUCCAUACUACAGAAGGUAGAAAGUGUUGUGGAAUAAGUAGGAUUGGUGAACAUUUGUGUACACUGCUCCAACCUGGAUGUCCGGAAAAACAGAAGAUAAACUCAUCAUUUGAGCUAUCCAAUCGUUAAGGUUAUGUAAUAUAUCUGUUUGGUAAUUAUUGUUUGUUGUUUUCGUGAACUGAAAAUCUAGUGCAUGGUUCUUAAGGGGAUGGGUUUUCUGUUUAUA
Molecule: messenger RNA, 974 nt
Organism: Daucus carota subsp. sativus
Lineage: Eukaryota; Viridiplantae; Streptophyta; Magnoliopsida; Apiales; Apiaceae
Product: pectinesterase inhibitor 6-like
Exons: 1
Coding region: 162-731 (189 amino acids)
Biological process (GO): negative regulation of catalytic activity
Molecular function (GO): enzyme inhibitor activity
Source: RefSeq, a predicted model, not a curated record